UUUCGCUGAUUCCAGUCAGACAGGUGGAGCCGCUGGUACAGAACUCUACAGGUCACCAGAGCCAGAAAGUGUAUGUAUGUGUGUGUGUAUGUGUGUGUGUGUGUGUGUGUUUGUGUGUGUGCGUGUGUGUGUGUGUGUGUGUGCCUCUGGAGGAGGUACUCCAGGGCCCUGUGGUGUGUGUCCCUCUUAAAGAGCUCAGAAUCAUUUCAACAAACCAGAAACCGAACGUGAGAGAGAGUUACUAUCACCUCUUGGACCCUCCUGGACCCACCUGGACCCUCCUGGACCCUCCUGGACCUUCAUAAACCCUUCUGGACCCACCUGGACCCACCUGGACCCUCCUGGACCCUCCUGGACCUUCAUAAACCCUUCUGGACCCACCUGGACCCACCUGGACCCUCCUGGACCCUCCUGGACCUUCAUAAACCCUUCUGGACCCACCGACCCCCCGGACCCCCCCUCAUGGGGGACAGCUGAGGACCUUGGGCCUCAGAGGACAGGAAGUGAGGCGCUGGUUUCCCUCUGCAGUGAGCAUGGAGGACCCCGGGCUCCCCCCCACAGGGACCCCCAUCAGGGCCCCGACCGGGACCCCCCUUUGGACCCCACCUGGCUCCCAAAGAGUGUCCCCGGCGGCGGAGCGUCUUCUCCACAUCCUAUUGGACGAUGACAGCAGGCCGACGCCCACUAUCUUCACCGAGAUGGACACGCUGCAGAGCGAGGGGGGGGAGCUGGAGUGGAAAGAGACUGCUAGGUGGGUGAAGUUCGAGGAGAAGGUGGAGGAGGGGGCCGACAGGUGGAGCAAGCCCCACGUCUCCACGCUGACGCUGCACAGCCUGAUGGAGCUGAGGACCUGUCUGCAGACCGGAGGCAUCGUGCUGGACCUGGAGGGGGACGGCCUGCCCCAGAUAGUGGAGGAGAUCGUGGACCGGCAGGUCUCCGACGGUCUGGUGGCUCCGGACCUGAAGGAGCAGAUCAUCUUCGUGUUGCUCAGGAAGCACCGUCACCAGACCAGGAAGCCCAUCCACCAAUCACUGGCCGGCAUCGGGAAGUCCUCCAGCGCCUCUGCACCCACUCGUAGUCCUCAAGUUAACCUGAGUCAUAGUUCAGCUUCUGGGACCCACCACUCCACAGAAGACCUGCACUGUCGGCAGGCCAGCAGCCUGAGCCGUCAGCAUCUCGCUCAGAGCCGCAGCAUGAACGACAUCUCAGACACGCCGAGCACCGACCAGAUGAAGAACAAGUUCAUGAAGAAGAUCCCCCGUGACGCCGAGGCCUCCAACAUCCUGGUGGGCGAGGUGGACUUCCUGUCCAAGCCCUUCGUGUCCUUCGUGCGGUUGGCUCAGGCCACGACGCUGGGCGGCCUCACCGAGGUGCCGGUGCCCACCCGGUUCCUCUUCAUCCUGCUCGGCCCGCACGGGAAAACCAAAUCCUACAACGAGAUCGGCCGAGCCAUCGCGACGCUGAUGGUGGACGACCUCUUCAGCGAUGUCGCCUACAAGGCCCGGGACCGCGAGGAUCUGAUCGCCGGCGUGGACGAGUUCCUGGACGAGGUCAUCGUGCUGCCGCCGGGCGAGUGGGACCCCAAGAUCCGCAUCGAGCCCCCCAAGAAGGUUACAUCGGCAGAAAUGAGGAAGUCGGUGCUGAACCUGAACGAGCUCGGUCAGAUGAACGUCUCGGCCGGCGCCGGGGGGGAAGACGAAGAGUUUCCUGCUCCUCACGAGCUCGGAGAGGAGCUGCAGUUCACCGGGAGGUUCGGAGGCGGCUUGUGGCUCGACAUCAAGCGGAAGGUUCCGUGGUUCUGCAGCGACAUCUACGACGGGUUCCACAUCCAGAGCAUCUCGGCCGUGCUCUUCAUCUACCUGGGCUGCAUCACCAACGCCAUCACCUUCGGGGGUCUGCUGGGGGACGCCACCGACAACUACCAGGGAGUGAUGGAGAGCUUCCUCGGCACCGCUCUGGCCGGGACGGUGUUCUGUGUCUUCGGUGGGCAGCCGCUCAUCAUCCUCAGUUCAACGGGACCCAUUCUCAUCUUUGAGAAACUGCUUUACGAAUUUAGCAAGAGCAACCAGAUCGACUACAUGGAACUGCGCCUGUGGAUCGGCCUCCACUCGUGCCUCCAGUGCUUCGUGCUCGUGCUCUCGGACGCCAGCUACAUCAUCAAGUACAUGACGCGCUUCACUGAGGAGGGCUUCUCCAGCCUCAUCUCCUUCAUCUUCAUCUCCGACGCCAUCAAGAAGAUGGUCGGAGCCUGGAAGUAUUACCCCAUCAACCGCGGCUUCAAGCCAGACUCCGCCACCUCCUACCGGUGUGACUGCCUCGCCCCGGACCAGGCCUCUGCUCUGGGCUUCAAUGUCUCAGCGCCGCUCGGAGACGAGAACAUGACUCUGCUGUUCAACCUCACCGGUCUGGACUGGAGCCAGCUGGGGAAGAAGGAGUGUGUGCGGCUGGGCGGCCUCCUGGUGGGCGGCUCCUGUAAGUACGUCCCCGACCUGGCGCUCAUGUCCUUCAUCCUCUUCUUCGGGACCUUCUCCACGACGGUGGCCCUCAAGAAGUUCAAGUUCAGCCGCUACUUCCCGACCAAGCUCCGGUCUCUGGUCAGUGACUUCUCCAUCAUGAUCUCCAUCCUGGUCUUCUGUGGUCUGGACCUCCUUCUUGAACUGGACACCCCCAAGCUGCUUGUGCCCACGGAGAUCAAGCCGACCCGGCCCGACCGCGGCUGGCUGGUGUCGCCCUUUGGGAAGAACCCGUGGUGGUGGUACCUGCUCAGCUCGGUUCCGGCGCUGCUCGUCACCAUCUUGAUCUUCAUGGACCAGCAGAUCAGCGCCGUGAUCGUGAACCGCAAGGAGAACAAGCUGAAGAAGGGCUGUGGGUACCACCUGGACCUGUUCUGGGUCGGGGUUCUGAUGGCCGUGUGCUCCCUGCUGGGCCUGCCGUGGUACGUGGCGGCCACCGUCAUCUCCGUCGCCCACAUCGACUCGCUGAGGAUGGAGAGCGAGUCGAGCGCCCCGGGGGAGCAGCCGCAGUUCCUGGGGGUCCGGGAGCAGCGCCUGACGGGUAUCCUCGUCUUCGUUCUCACUGGACUUUCCAUCUUCCUGGCUCCGGUUCUGCAGUACAUCCCCAUGCCCGUCCUGUACGGCGUGUUCCUCUACAUGGGCGUGGCCUCGCUGAGCGGCAUCCAGUUGUGGGAGCGGACCAAGCUCUACCUGAUGCCCCCCAAGCACCAGCCCGACUUCCCCUUCCUGCGCCACGUCCCCCUGAGGAGGGUCCACCUCUUCACGCUGGUCCAGAUCCUGUGUCUGGUGGUCCUCUGGGUCCUAAAGUCCACCGUUCUGGCCAUCAUCUUCCCCGUGAUGAUCCUGGGUCUGCUGGUGGUCAGGAAGCUGCUGGACUUCAUGUUCUCGCAGCACGACCUCGCCUGGCUGGACGACAUCCUGCCGGAGAAAGACAAGAAGAAGAAGGAGAAGAAGAAGGCGGAGCCUGAGAGCGACGAGGAGCCCGGUAGCUCCGCCCCCUCUCCAGUGAAGAUUCCCAUGGAGGCCCUGGAGCCCCUCCCCCUUCCACGUUGCCCCUCCCACUCACAACCAAACCUCUGACUAAGAUGAACUCCAAUCAAAAUGAUUUAGACUACAGCCCCUGCAGCACACACCUGUCGGCCUCUACCUCAGUAACUGACCUGCUGGUUCCACAGCGUCACGCUGCACCUGAGGAUCUCCUGCCCCCCCCCCCCACGACCCCCACGACCCCCACACCCCCAGGUGAGCAUCCGGGUGGAGUCGGACUUCGAGGAUCCGGACUUCUUCUCACAGCGCCACCUACAGGUCCUCCAGGUCCCUCAGAACCUUCAGGACCACCAGAACCUUCAGGACCACCAGAACCUUCAGGACCACCAGGACCGGAGACCUGCGGCGGGAAAGAACAAAGACUUCAAGAAAUGCCACGCUCACUUUAGUGACCCUGAGACCAUGUAGACACACACACACACACAGAGACACACACACACAGACAGACACACACACACACACACACACACACACACACAGACAGACAGACAGACAGACAGACAGACAGACAGACAGACAGACAGACAGACAGACAGACAGACAGACAGA
This is a messenger RNA of Pseudoliparis swirei, 4109 nucleotides long. RefSeq names its product electrogenic sodium bicarbonate cotransporter 4-like. Gene Ontology annotation, biological process: monoatomic anion transport; bicarbonate transport; transmembrane transport. The transcript has 26 exons. Bases 534 to 3593 code for a protein of 1019 amino acids. NCBI's taxonomy places the organism in Eukaryota, Metazoa, Chordata, Actinopteri, Perciformes, Liparidae. The record is from RefSeq and is a predicted model, not a curated record. Gene Ontology annotation, cellular component: plasma membrane. Gene Ontology annotation, molecular function: monoatomic anion transmembrane transporter activity; solute:inorganic anion antiporter activity; sodium:bicarbonate symporter activity.